UGUGAUCAGUGUGUUCCGCAACAUUAUGGUUUUGGAAUGGAAGGAUGCCAAUCGUGUGACUGUGAAGUAAUCGGAUCCGAAUCACCGCAGUGCGAUGUUCACACUGGACAGUGUCUGUGUCGUGACCAUAUUGAGGGUCGGCGCUGCGAUCGUUGCAUCGAAAACCGUUACAAUCUUCAGGCUGGUUGCCUACCAUGUGACGAAUGUUACACUUUGAUACAGCGACGAGUUAAUGCGUUCCGGAAAGAUAUUGGUGCGCUAGAGGAGACUCUCAAAGAAAUAAUCGAAAAUCCUUCGCCGGUUUGUGUUUGA
Molecule: messenger RNA, 312 nt
Organism: Gongylonema pulchrum
Lineage: Eukaryota; Metazoa; Nematoda; Chromadorea; Rhabditida; Gongylonematidae
Source: the annotation of a GenBank genome assembly